Clupea harengus (Atlantic herring) is the source of this 3217-nucleotide messenger RNA. RefSeq lists its product as uncharacterized. The record is from RefSeq and is a predicted model, not a curated record. The transcript is spliced from 6 exons. The coding region runs from base 1739 to 2242 and encodes 167 amino acids. Lineage: Eukaryota; Metazoa; Chordata; Actinopteri; Clupeiformes; Clupeidae.
UGAGGUUUUUAUUCUUCUGAAAGUUGUAAUGACAUCUGCUUUGUAUUUGUUUUCAUUAUUAAACAUAGUCACCUCUUCCACAGAUUAUUCAGCUCAUUGUAUGUUGUUCUCUAGAGGUGGUAUGAUGGGUGGAGGCUCACAGAUUGCUUAGUGGCCCAUAGGGCACAGAUACCUCUUGUACAAGACACACACAAAGACAAACAACAUCCUGUAAUCUUGUAGAGCAGGGGUCUCAAACUCAAAUGACCUGGGAGCCGAUGAGCGUCCAGUCUGGUCAGUAGGGGGAAAGGCAAGUGCACAUUUACAGUUACAGGCAAGCUGUUGUCAUGACACCAAAAACGAACUUUUUUUGAUCUGUUGGCUAGCUUGCCUGUCACAAUACUAUAAUUAUGACUUUUCAGUGUGACAAAUUUACCAUGUGUGAUCAGUAGUACAAUGGUUAGAAGUUGACCUGGAUUCAAUUCCUGGGCAAUGCAAGAUGCUCUUUGGAUAAAGAUCUGGGCCACAUCUGGGCCUCAUCUGGGCCAUAUCUGAAACAUCUGGGCCAUAUCUGAAACAUCUGGGCCUCAUCUGGGCCAUAUCUGAAACAUCUGGGCCGCAUCUGGGCCAUAUCUGGGCUAUAUGUGAGCCACAUCUGGGCCGCAUCUGGGUAGUCAGCCUAUCAUCUUGCUGAGGAAAGAUUUGUUGUUCAGGAAACUGUUCCUAGUUUCUUUAACAAAAUAAAAUAAAAAAGACAAAACAAAAGUUAGAUCCGAAUAGUAGUAACUGUGUAUUGCCCAUCUACUAAUUCUGUUUGGCUGGCAUAUUUGAUAAAUAACCAAUGAAUGGGGGCCUCUUAAGCACCUUAUGUCGGAUUGAGAUGUUUUUUUUUUUCUUUUUUAAGGCAGUGUACAGUAUUUUCCCCACUAAGACAAUUAUGUGUAUUACAAUGACAAUUUAAAUUAAAUUAAAUUAUAUGUAUUGUUAUAUGUUUAGUCUGGGUUAUUAUUUUACUACCCAGAUCUGUUUACAUGAAUGACAAAAGUCUGUUUCAGCCUGUCAGAGUUCUAUGGCUAAUCAUAGCUCAUUGAGAGAAUAUUGCUUGUUUGUCAAGAUAUCUAUUUGAUGAUCUCAGAAUAAAAGAAUGUGCAUCAUAUCCAGUGUUUAUGGGAAUCUUUUACUCUGACUUUAUUAAAUGUAGUUGGAUAUGAAUACAUUCCACUUGACAAUCCACAAUAAGAACAUAUUUUUUGUGGUGUUGCAUUUUAUGUGGCCCCCGAAAACCCAGUGUUUUUCCCAUUUGGCCCUCUUGGUACUGAAGGUGAAUAGACCUGGAAUAAAAUGAUGCACUUCUCUGAACAGCCACUAGAGGAGACCGUUCCUCCUGUUCCACGCCACCAUAAUAGCCACAGCUCUCCUGUUGCCUGUACUUCGCCAGGCUUAGAGACACAUUUAUAGUACAACUCAAGGUGAGUCAUCUCAACAUCACCUUUAAGUGAAACUAAAGGAAACUAAAGUUGGUGUUCAUCAGUGUUUUCAUUUAGUGUUUGUGAUGCAAACUUCUGUUGAGGUAUGUAAAAAUAUCCAUAAGAAACCGCUCAUGUUAAAUAUAAAACACACGUUAAUUUCUAAAAAUUGUACCAUUUCAAAUAAUAACAGUAAUUGGAUGUUUUGUUAUGUAUUCUCCACAUAAUGUCCAUUGCAAUUCAGCGCUGACUGAGUCUCUCUGUGUCGAGCUACCUGCAAACCGCCCAGGCCAAUGUUUCAUCACUUCUUGGCACACGUAGCGUUUCUCUCCAGCAGAUGGUUGCCGAGAGAUCAGAGACUCCGAUUUCAGGUAAUUCUGGUUACAUUUGUGGUGGUUGUCCUUACCCCACAACUCUAUGUUUUGACAAGGCCUAGAUCAUCUCGAUUUUGCCAUCAGCCUCUCCUUAAUAACCUCAUAGUCUUCAUCAUCUUAUCAUUCAUGGCUACAGGCUUUGCAGUAGCGCUCACACUCAUAGACCCAGUGCCACAGAGUUUCAGCGUAGCCUUCCAUCUGUUUGGGGUCAUUUCAUUUGCUCAAGGCCUGUGCACCGCCCUUCUGACUCUACUAGCAGCUGACUGUGCAUGGACAACGACAGAGCUCUACUACCUUUCCCUUGUUCUAUCUUGGGCAUGUAUUCUCUCCACAGCCUUUUUCAUGGCCAGAGGAGGGCUUUGGGUGAUCAGCAAAAUGUGGCCAAACUGGGUCAAAGAAAAGAGCUUCUGGAACAAUGUUUGAGCCAAAGGCCUAUUCACGUCCAAGUGAAGCCUCUUAAUUAUUUAUGCUGUUUCCAUGCCAGCGUGAGACCAGCACUCAGAUAGGGAACAAAGAUCCUAUUACAGUCAAGCACUCUGAACACAGAGCACAGGGAAACAAGUCCUUUUUUUCCUCUUGGGCACUCAUUCAGAGUUUGUGGUGCAACUUUGAAUCACUGACAAGGUACAGAUGAUCACCUAAUCAGUCGUACCUGAUGUUCACUUGUUUAUCCUUUUCCAUUCAUCACCAUCAAUUGACAGAAAAUCAGUUCAUUUCCAUUGUUUAUAGCUAACAAGCCCAUCAAAUGUUCUGAAUUGAAUUAAAAUUGUAUUCAAUUGAAUCAAAUGUUUUGAGUAUUUUUAUGAGACUGGGUGACAAUACUAAGCACAGUUUUAUUUUAAUCAAUAUUAACUAUUCCCCUUGUGCUAGCCAAUCUUCUUAUCCAGUGAGGACAGCUGACAGUUCACAAUGUGUAACAUCUAUAGUUCAGCCUGAUCAGUCCCAUGGCAUUGUUAUGCCCUGCUCAGACAUCAUGGGCAUGUAGCUUUGUGUUGGACUCUGAGCUUUUAUGUGCGCUUGAUCCUCUCUGAAGCAGCAGUGGAGAGCAGGAGAUAUGGCACACAGCACGCCAACCCAACAAUACUAUUCUGUCAAUUCAGCUCUUACCUAAACAUGUCUGUUUGCACUUAUUUCCCCCACUUAAGUCUGCCAUCUAGCAGGUUGUAAAAUAUAGCAUUUUGGUCCAAGGAAAGUGUAGGUGCAAUAUAUGAUGACCAUUCAGCAGCACCAUUUCAUUUUUUUUUUUUUAAAUGAAUUUGAUACGUACAGUCAUUCAUGUAUAAGCCUUUUAUCAUAAGUUUUACUAUAGGUGUAUUCCUAUUCUUCAAAAAUGUAUUCAGUUGUUCAAUAUUUGCUUUUGUGUUUCAUGUCUUUACAAAAAUAAACAAAUUACUUAUU